AUGUCGAUUAUUAAUGAAUAUGAUUCAAGUUUUAGAGCAUUUAGUACAAUAAUAGAACAAAAAGUUCAAAACAAAUUAACAAAAAAACGAACUGAUAAUACAGUUGAAACGAAUUAUUUCAUUUUCAAAGAUAAUAUCUUUGGUUUUAAAGAUUUCAAGGAUUUAAAAAAAAAAGAUCUUCUUUAUAAUAAUUGUUAUUUAAAGCAAAUAUACAAAGAUGUUUGCUUGGCUAUCCGCAGUUACGAAUCAAGUGAUGAAUUUUCUCCUAAACACUUUGUUGCAAUAUUAAGCAUAGCUUUAGUUCCAUUUAUUGAAA
Racocetra persica is the source of this 316-nucleotide messenger RNA. The record is from the annotation of a GenBank genome assembly. Lineage: Eukaryota; Fungi; Glomeromycota; Glomeromycetes; Diversisporales; Gigasporaceae.